Messenger RNA from Lepus europaeus (European hare), 3600 nucleotides. It is a transcript of the gene AMPD2, whose product is annotated as adenosine monophosphate deaminase 2. Gene Ontology annotation, molecular function: AMP deaminase activity. Gene Ontology annotation, biological process: IMP salvage; AMP metabolic process. NCBI's taxonomy places the organism in Eukaryota, Metazoa, Chordata, Mammalia, Lagomorpha, Leporidae. The transcript is spliced from 18 exons. The record is from RefSeq and is a predicted model, not a curated record. Gene Ontology annotation, cellular component: cytosol. Bases 284 to 2767 code for a protein of 827 amino acids.
GAGGCCGGCCCUCCCCGAUCUGGUAGUCUCCACCCCGCCCCCCGGAUCCGGCCGCCGUCAGUCGCGUCACUCGAGGGCUAAGGGGCCGGGAUGGAGGCCCCACUCGCCGACGUUGCCUAGACAACAUCAGAAAUCGUGGCCAGGGCCUCUUCCGCCUGCGGGGCGCUGCUUCCUGCAUCAGUCACUCCCGCUGGGGGCGGGGCGGAGGAAGGGGUUGGAUGUGGCAGAGCCAGGCCCCAGCCGGUGCGGCUCAGACUCCCCCGCUGUCGCCGUGGCCCCAGCCAUGGCAUCCUAUCCGUCUGGCCCCAGCAAGCCCAAGGCCAAGUACCCCUUUAAGAAGCGGGGCAGUCUGCAGGCCUCGGCUGCCGCCGUUCCAGAGGCUCGGGGUGGCCUGGGGGCCCCGCCGCUGCAGUCCGCCCGAUCCCUGCCGGGCCCUGCCCCCUGCCUCAAGCACUUCCCGCUUGACCUGCGCACGUCCAUGGAUGGCAAAUGCAAGGAGAUCGCCGAGGAGCUGUUCACCCGCUCGCUGGCUGAGAGCGAGCUCCGUAGCGCCCCCUAUGAGUUCCCGGAGGAGAGCCCCAUCGAGCAGCUGGAGGAGCGUCGGCAGCGGCUGGAGCGCCAGAUCAGCCAGGAUGUCAAGCUGGAGCCUGACAUCCUGCUGCGGGCCAAGCAAGAUUUCCUGAAGACGGACAGUGACUCGGACCUGCAGCUAUACAAGGAGCAGGGCGAGGGGCAGGGUGACCGGGGCCUGCGGGAGCGGGAUGUGAUGUUGGAGCGGGAAUUUCAGCGUGUGACCAUCUCCGGGGAGGAGAAGUGCGGAGUGCCAUUCACAGACCUGCUGGACGCCGCCAAGAGUGUGGUGCGGGCACUCUUCAUCCGGGAGAAGUACAUGGCUCUGUCCCUGCAGAGUUUCUGCCCCACCACCCGCCGCUACCUGCAGCAGCUGGCCGAGAAGCCCCUAGAGACGCGGACCUACGAGCAAGGCCCUGACACCCCCGUGUCGGCUGAUGCCCCGGUGCACCCCCCCGCACUGGAGCAGCACCCGUAUGAGCGCUGUGAGCCGAGCACCAUGCCUGGUGACCUGGGCUUGGGCCUGCGCAUGGUGCGUGGUGUGGUGCACGUCUACACCCGCAGGGAUCCAGACGAGAAUUGCUCCGAGGUGGAGCUGCCCUACCCUGACCUGCAGGAAUUUGUGGCUGACGUCAACGUGUUGAUGGCCCUGAUCAUCAACGGCCCCAUAAAGUCAUUCUGCUACCGCCGGCUGCAGUACCUGAGCUCCAAGUUCCAGAUGCACGUGCUGCUCAAUGAGAUGAAGGAGCUGGCCGCCCAGAAGAAAGUGCCGCAUCGAGACUUCUACAACAUCCGCAAGGUGGACACACACAUCCACGCCUCGUCCUGCAUGAACCAGAAGCACCUGCUGCGCUUCAUCAAGCGGGCAAUGAAGCGGCACCUGGAGGAGAUCGUGCACGUGGAGCAGGGCCGCGAGCAGACGCUGCGGGAGGUCUUCGAGAGCAUGAAUCUCACGGCCUACGACCUGAGCGUGGACACGCUCGACGUGCAUGCGGACAGAAACACCUUCCAUCGCUUCGACAAGUUCAAUGCCAAGUACAACCCUAUCGGGGAGUCUGUCCUCCGAGAGAUCUUCAUCAAGACGGACAACAGGGUGUCUGGGAAGUAUUUUGCUCACAUCAUCAAGGAGGUGAUGUCGGACCUGGAGGAGAGCAAAUACCAGAAUGCGGAGCUGCGGCUCUCCAUCUACGGGCGCUCGCGGGACGAGUGGGACAAGCUGGCGCGGUGGGCCGUGACACACCGCGUGCACUCCCCCAACGUGCGCUGGCUCGUGCAGGUGCCCCGCCUCUUUGACGUAUACCGGACCAAGGGCCAGCUAGCCAGUUUCCAGGAGAUGCUGGAGAACAUCUUCCUGCCUCUGUUCGAGGCCACGAUACACCCGGCCAGCCACCCGGAGCUGCACCUCUUCCUGGAACACGUGGAUGGUUUUGACAGUGUGGAUGACGAGUCCAAGCCCGAGAACCACAUCUUUAACCUAGAGAGCCCCCUGCCCGAGGCUUGGAUGGAGGAGGACAACCCGCCGUAUGCCUACUACCUGUACUACACCUUUGCCAACAUGGCCACGUUGAACCACCUGCGCAGGCAGAGGGGCUUCCACACGUUUGUGCUGAGGCCGCACUGCGGGGAGGCCGGGCCCAUCCACCACCUGGUGUCAGCCUUCAUGCUGGCCGAGAACAUUUCCCACGGGCUGCUCCUGCGCAAGGCCCCCGUCCUGCAGUACCUGUAUUACCUGGCGCAGAUCGGCAUCGCCAUGUCCCCGCUGAGCAACAACAGCCUCUUCCUCAGCUACCACCGGAACCCGCUGCCCGAGUACCUGUCUCGGGGCCUCAUGGUCUCGCUGUCCACUGAUGACCCCCUGCAGUUCCACUUCACCAAGGAGCCCCUGAUGGAAGAGUACAGCAUCGCCACCCAGGUGUGGAAGCUGAGCUCCUGCGACAUGUGUGAGCUGGCCCGCAACAGCGUGCUCAUGAGCGGCUUCUCCCACAAGGUGAAGAGCCACUGGUUGGGACCCAACUACACCAAGGAGGGCCCCGAGGGCAAUGACAUCCGCCGCACCAAUGUGCCAGACAUCCGCGUGGGCUAUCGCCACGAGACCCUUUGCCAGGAGCUGGCGCUCAUCACGCAGGCCGUCCAGAGUGAGAUGCUGGAGACCAUCCCGGAGGAGGCGGGCGUCGCCACGAGCCCGGGGCCCCAGUGAGCCCGCUCCGCCUCGGCACCGUUGCCGUGUUUUGUGCUUGGCCCCCUCCCGUCCUGUUGUGGUCACUGCAUGUCUCUGUCCUUUGUUUCUGUCCCGCAUGUCUCUGACCGUGUGCUGUCCCUGGGCCACCCCACUGAAGCUGGGCCCGGGGAACCUGCGCUUCGCUAUCAUGUUGGCCCAGGUGGCUGCUGAUGGCCGAGACUGGAGGGCGGGCCCUGCUGGUGGUCCCGUCCUGGGGCCCUCGGAGGCCUGGCUGUCCUGUGGGUGUCCUCAGCGUCCGUGGAGACUUGUGGUGGUCGUGGGGCUUGUUCCCUUUAGCCUGUAGGGUCUAGCCUGGGCAAAUCCGAGCCUUGGCCAGGCCGAAGUGCUGGCCCCGUCUGUUUAUGUGGCAGAGGGCAGUCAGGUGGGCUGUACCUCUGCCUUGGGCACGGUGCAGCCGAGGGUCUGUGCUCCGUGCUGGGUAGCGUCAGGCUCAAGGCCGCCUGGUCUGAGGGGGUGCACUUGGCCCGGAGGUGCAGGACCGUCACCUCCACCGAGUCACUGCCCAGGCACUGCCCAGCAAGCCGCCUUCUCCGUCCCUUCCCUGGCCUGCCUGCUCUCUUCUGGUGUCAGCUUCUCGUGCCUCUGUGGGAGGGGGCAGCCGCCCUGUGCUGUGUCAGGGGCCCCUGCAGCUGGAGGGUAUUGGAUCUGCUCCCCGCGGUGGCCCCCAGAGCUUCCACCGGACCUGGACCCCCGCCGGCCCCCCGUACUGUGUCCCGAGGUCCUGCUGUGAAACACAGUGUUUCGUAUGAGCCACCUUUCCUAGUGCAUGAGAAAUAAAGAGUAUUUAAGUA